This is a messenger RNA of Chaetura pelagica (chimney swift), 2867 nucleotides long. It is a transcript of the gene EDEM3, whose product is annotated as ER degradation enhancer, mannosidase alpha-like 3. Gene Ontology annotation, cellular component: endoplasmic reticulum; membrane. The coding region runs from base 1 to 2667 and encodes 888 amino acids. The record is from RefSeq and is a predicted model, not a curated record. Gene Ontology annotation, molecular function: mannosyl-oligosaccharide 1,2-alpha-mannosidase activity; calcium ion binding. Gene Ontology annotation, biological process: carbohydrate metabolic process; endoplasmic reticulum mannose trimming; mannose trimming involved in glycoprotein ERAD pathway. The transcript is spliced from 19 exons. Lineage: Eukaryota; Metazoa; Chordata; Aves; Apodiformes; Apodidae.
AUGCUUUUUCUUGUUUUCUUUUUUAGAAACCAAGUGCUGGAGAUGUUUGAUCAUGCAUAUAGCAAUUACAUGGAACAUGCGUAUCCAGCUGAUGAACUGAUGCCUCUGACUUGUCGUGGCCGAGUGCGGGGUCAGGAGCCAAGCCGAGGGGACGUGGAUGAUGCCUUGGGAAAGUUUUCCCUGACCUUGAUUGAUACCUUGGACACACUUGUGGUGUUAAAUAAAACCAAAGAGUUUGAAGAGGCUGUAAAAAAAGUAAUAAAGGAUGUUAAUUUAGACAACGACAUAGUUGUAUCUGUCUUUGAAACCAACAUAAGAGUCCUUGGAGGACUCCUUGGUGGGCAUUCAGUGGCAAUUAUGCUGAAGGAGAAAGGUGAAUAUAUGCAGUGGUACAACGGUGAACUUCUGCACAUGGCAAAGGAACUAGGCUAUAAGCUUCUGCCUGCUUUUAACACCACUAGUGGUCUCCCUUAUCCAAGGGUUAACUUAAAGUUUGGUGUGAGACACCCAGAAGCACGAACAGGAACAGAGACCGACACCUGCACGGCCUGUGCAGGCACCUUGAUCCUCGAGUUCGCAGCUCUGAGCCGGUUCACUGGGACCUCCAUAUUUGAGGAAUAUGCACGGAAAGCGCUCGAUUUUAUUUGGGAAAAGAGGCAGCGCAGCAGCAAUUUAGUGGGAGUUACUAUCAACAUUCACACUGGAGACUGGGUCCGCAAAGAUAGUGGAGUUGGAGCUGGAAUAGAUUCAUAUUAUGAAUAUUUAUUAAAAGCUUAUGUCUUGCUGGGAGAUGACAGUUUCCUGGAAAGAUUUAACACGCACUAUGAUGCCAUAAUGAGAUACAUCAGCCAACCACCUCUUCUCCUUGAUGUUCAUAUCCAUAAACCCAUGCUAAAUGCUAGGACCUGGAUGGAUUCUUUGCUAGCUUUCUUCCCUGGAUUGCAGGUGCUGAAGGGUGAUAUUAGACCUGCUAUUGAAACUCAUGAGAUGCUGUAUCAGGUUAUAAAGAAGCAUAACUUCCUUCCAGAGGCUUUCACAACAGACUUCAGAGUUCACUGGGCUCAGCAUCCCUUAAGGCCUGAAUUUGCAGAAAGCACUUACUUCUUGUACAAGGCUACUGGGGACCCUUACUAUCUAGAAGUAGGAAAAACACUGAUUGAAAACUUGAACAAGUAUGCAAGAGUCCCUUGUGGCUUCGCUGCAAUGAAGGAUGUUCGGACAGGAAGUCAUGAAGACAGAAUGGACUCUUUCUUUCUGGCUGAGAUGUUUAAAUAUCUUUAUCUACUGUUUGCUGAUAAGGAAGACAUGAUUUUUGACAUUGAAGAUUACAUCUUCACCACAGAAGCUCAUCUGUUACCACUUUGGCUUUCCACUACAAACCAAACCAUCUCUAAAAAAAAUACAACUACAGAAUACACAGAGCUGGAUGACAGCAACUUUGACUGGACCUGUCCCAACACCCAGAUUCUUUUCCCAAACGACCCCAUGUUUGCUCAGAGUAUUCGUGAACCUCUGAAAAAUGUGGUGGAUAAAAGCUGCCCCAGGGGCAUCUCCAGGGCAGAAGAGAGUUUGGGAAGUGGACCAAAACCACCUUUGAGAGCCAGAGAUUUCAUGGCCAGUAAUCCUGAACACUUGGAGAUACUGAAGAAGAUGGGAGUCAGUUUGAUCCAUCUGAAAGAUGGGAGAGUGCAAUUAGUGCAGCACGCCGUGCAAGCAGCAAGUUCACUGGAUGCUGAAGAUGGGUUACGGUUCAUGCAGGAAAUGAUUGAGCUCUCCAGUCAGCAACAGAAAGAGCAGCAGCUCCCUCCUCGUGCUGUUCAGAUUGUUUCCCAUCCCUUCUUUGGCAGGGUGGUCUUGACUGCUGGGCCAGCACAAUUUGGGAUGGAUUUAUCCAAACACAAAGCAGGGACAAGAGGAUUUGUUGCAACCGUUAAGCCAUAUAAUGGAUGCUCAGAGAUCACUAAUCCUGAGGCAGUGAAAGAGAAAAUUGGUCUGAUGCAAAGAGGCCAGUGUAUGUUUGCUGAAAAGGCACGAAACAUUCAAAAAGCUGGAGCAAUAGGAGGCAUUGUUAUUGAUGACAACGAGGGAAGCAGCAGUGACACAGCUCCUCUCUUCCAAAUGGCGGGUGAUGGAAAGAACACAGAUGACAUCACCAUUCCCAUGCUCUUCCUCUUCAACAAGGAAGGGAACAUCAUCCUCGAUGCAAUCCGGGAGUAUGAGGCUGUGGAGGUGCUUCUUUCUGAUAAAGCAAAAGACAGAGACUUGGAAAUGGAGAAUAUGGACCAGAAGUUAUCUGAAAAUGAUUCACAUAAACAGAAUUCAGAAGAAGCUCCUUCAGCAUCUCAGGAUGUUGCUGCAGUCAGCGAGGAGCCUGAAGAAGGAGAAAACUCUGAUGUUACUGACCCUGAUUCUUUAUCUCCUGCUGACACAGCCAGUGACAGUGUUUCCAUUUCAAAUCAGGAUUCCUUUGUCCCUGAAACUGAAGAGGCUGGUGCUCCAGAGCCAGCAUAUACACAAGGGGAUCACCAGCCUCAGGAACAAACGACUGAGACAGAGUCAAAUUCCAAAGUUAACUGGGACAAUAAAGUCCAACCUAUGGAAUCCAUAUUAGCAGACUGGAACGAAGAUAUAGAAGCAUUUGAGAUGAUGGAAAAGGAUGAGCUAUGACUUGUAAUGAUAACUUAUUUGUUAGUAAAGACAUGGAGAACUCUUUGGGUAGAAGUGAGGCCCUGAUAUCUGAGAAAGAGAAAACAUUCAGUAUUGUAAUGAGCAGCCAGGGUUCACCUGGAAAUUACCACAGAAAUCCAGCACUCGCUCCUUGUUUUGUUUUAAUUUCUCCUGUUUCAAAAUGGGAACGUGCAAUUGAA